Fonsecaea multimorphosa CBS 102226 is the source of this 3669-nucleotide messenger RNA. RefSeq lists its product as uncharacterized. NCBI's taxonomy places the organism in Eukaryota, Fungi, Ascomycota, Eurotiomycetes, Chaetothyriales, Herpotrichiellaceae. The transcript is spliced from 2 exons. Gene Ontology annotation, cellular component: plasma membrane of growing cell tip. Gene Ontology annotation, molecular function: protein binding. Gene Ontology annotation, biological process: positive regulation of establishment of bipolar cell polarity regulating cell shape. The record is from RefSeq and is a predicted model, not a curated record. Bases 1 to 3669 code for a protein of 1222 amino acids.
AUGCAUCUGCUGUCACGGUUCCGCUCCAAGGCGUCGACCGCUCUACUAUUACUUGUGGCGCAGGUAGUCUCGCAGACAGUUCCUUCGCCUAAUCUCGACAUCAAGUCCCUCGGGGAGGUCACUCUCGCCGGCGACUUCGACGCAAUCUCUCUCUACACGUCAAGCGGGCAAAAAGAAGGAUUCAAUGGCAAUGGCACGCAGUCGAUAUUGUCCCAACUACCGACCGGGGCAUUCGACAUUUUGUCCUCCACCGACGCAGGCAUCGAAGCACUCUGUCCGUUGGUGGUUAAUAGCACACUCAUGGGAAUCGUGGUUGCGGGUAAUUUCACCAGUGUCGGAGGAGUUGCAGCGCGAUCUCUGGCAUGGAUGAAUGCAACCACCCUCGAGGUCCAGGCGAUCGGUGGGGUGCAAGGAACAGUCUCCGCGCUCUAUUGUGAUGACGACAAUUCAAUGCUAUACGUUGGUGGUGCUUUUGAUGCGGGUAAUUCGACAAAUGCAAUUGGAUGGGCGGCCGGUGGCUGGUCCAGCUUGCCCUUCGCGGGUUUCGAUGGCCCGGUCAGCUCCAUCACCAAAGCUCCCAAUGGCCACAUCAUCUUUGGAGGUUCUUUCACGGGUCUGGGCAAUAUAUCGUCCAGUUCCUUGAAGAACCCCGAAUCUCAGGUGAUCAACCUUUCGACCGCCAAUGUCACCGCCCGCGGGAACACGAGCACGGCAGGCUUGGGAGAUCCGAGGAACAUUGUUUGUCCAUCGAAUAGCUCGGAUGGGUCAUCCGACUUUUUGCUGGCUGACAAUACUGCCGGUAGUUGGAGCGCGGAUCUGGCAUUUGGUUUCGAGCCCACCAAGCUCCGACUGUGGCAGACAAGUCAGAGCGGAAAAGGCACAAAGACGUGGCGAUUCACCGCACACCCGCUCGAUGGCAUCCUCAACUUCACCACCACCGACCCCGCUACCGGAGAUCUCACUUCCUGCUCGUCAACAUGUCCGCUAGCAGAGUACAACGCGUCACAGCCGUACCAAGACUUUUAUUUCGUUAAUCUGGUAGGGAUGAACAGCUUCACCAUUGACAUCUCGGCUUGGUACGGUGAUGGGGCUGGCCUCGGAGGGAUUGAGCUCUUUCAAACCGACAUCUUCUCUUACGCCAUUGAGGCCUUUAACGAACCCACCUGCGAGACCACGGGCAUUCGAUCUGAAGCAACCGCGACUGGGUCUUGGUAUACGACUCCGUCCAGAGAAAGUGUGUCCGACUAUCUCACAGUUGUGGUCGGUCCCACAACUGUUGACACCACGCUCAUAGUUUUCGAACCCGAUGUACAGCAGAGUGGGAAUUACUCCGUCAUUGUCUAUACCCCUGGCUGUCUACAGGAUAGCUCGUGCUCAGCACGCGCCAUUGUUAACGUCACUGGCAGCCUGACAGAGGAUGGAAAACAGUCCUUCGGCACAACAAUUUUCCAAACCAACGAUUUUGACAAGUACGACAUAGUUUAUCAAGGGUAUGUGGAUGCCACCACAACAUCUUUUCGACCAUCCGUGACGCUCAGACCAUCAGGCCAACAGGCUGCGCAAUUGGUUGUCGCGUCGCGAGUCAAGUUCGGCUUCACCUCGACAACCGGCGGUUUAAAUGGCCUGUUCGACUAUGAUCCCAACAACCACACUAUCGACUAUGCCACUGCCGACUUCUCUAAAUCUGCUAUUAACAACGCCGGCACCACGCUCAAACCAAAUGCGAAUGUUUUGGCGCUGGCGACCCGUGAUAACACCAUUUAUGCAGCGGGUCGGUUCUCCGACGAUGUCUUUGAGAAUAUCAUGGCUUUCCACAAUAACAGUCCUUCUUCUUUGCCCGACGGUGGUCUCAACGCCGCUGUGAACGACAUGUACAGCUUGGAUGACUUUUUGUAUGUGGGAGGCAAUUUCACCAACACUGCCCAGGGCAACGUGGAUGGACUGAGCAACGUCGCCGCAUAUCAAUAUUCAAAGGAUGCAUGGGUUCCACUGGGCGCCGGACUCGAUGGGCCAGUGGAAGCAGUCGAGCCAAUGCAACUUAAUAUCUCUCAGAGUGGUGGUCCAGAGACAGUGAUCGCCUUCAGCGGCUCUUUCACGCGGAUUCUCGCGUCUGGCUCUAAUUCUGUAUCUCGGGUGGGCGGCUUGGCGAUCUGGGUUCCCUCCAAGAGUGGCUGGCUGGCAAACCUCGACGUACCCAAGGAGGCUUUGGCCGGUCAACUGUAUGCGGCGACAUUUCUGCCGAACCAAACUUGGCUCGGGGCGGGAACACUCAACUCCCUUGGAAUGGCCAUCAGCGGCGCUGCUGGCCUUCAGUCUCAGUCCGGUGGUCAGGUCGCACUUUCGCGACUGCCCGUCGAUAUCACGCCAAGCGAUGUUCAGUCUAGCACGACAAAACGUGCUGUACAAGUUACGCAGAAUGUGACUGGUGUAACCACAGGGCUCUAUUACACUGGCAAUGGACAAAAUGUGACCAUCAUGGGAGGACACUUCACUGCAACUGCAACUGGUGGAUCCAUCAUCGAGAAUCUCAUGUUCCUGAAUGGGUCCAAUAACAACCGAGUGUCGGGACCUCCCGCAGGUAUGGAUGCCAGUUCUACCGUCCUGGCUCUAGGCCUUUCCGAAAACAUUCUCUUUGCUGGUGGGACCAUUUCCGGGCGUGUCGAGAAUACCGACAUCAACGGUCUGGUUCUGUACGACAUGAGUGCCGCGGCGUAUCGCGCGAUCCAACCAGCGUCAUUGCAAGGAGACAACAACGUGGCAGUCAAUGCUAUAGCUCCACGGUCAGGGACAACAGCGGUGUAUGUGGGUGGUUCAUUUGACCGGACAUCCCAAGAUCUCUCCUGUCCGGUUGUUUGCAUGUAUGACACCUCAACGAGUCAGUGGAAUACAGUGGGGACUGGAUUGCAAGGCACCGUGUCGUCUCUGUUCUGGAGGACUGGUUCAGAUCUUCUGGCAGCUGGCGAUCUGAAGGUCCAAGGCAACCAGACCUCGCUUGCGAAUUACAACACUGGCAGUCAAACAUGGUCUGUCUAUGACAUUGCCGGUAUUCCUGGACCGGUCACGGCAUUCUGUCCUGCCACAACCGAUGCGAAUCAGAUGUGGGUAGCAGGUACGGCCAAUAACGGGUCGACAUUUUUGGUCGAGAUCGACGGAAUCAAUGUGAGACCGGUUGCGGAUGCCUUUGACGGUGGUACUACCAUCCGAGGUCUGCAGAUAAUGCCUUUGACUAAAGACCAUGGUUCGACCCCAUACCUGGACAACGAUUAUGCCUUGCUGGUAACGGGCCAACUGAAGAUCACUGGUUUCGGAAACGCAGCCGCAGCAUUGUUCAAUGGCACCCAUAUGGAACCUUUUGUACUGGCUUCGACAGCGGAUGGAAGCCCUGGCAGCAUAGCCCAAGUGUUCUCCUCCCAUACCAACGUUCUCAGAUCAAGUGAAGGUGGCCAUUCCCUCGGAAUAGUCAUUCUUGUUGCCCUCUGUGCCGCAUUAGGCACCAUCUUCCUGAUAAUAUUAAUCGGCAUCAUCCUGAACUACAUUCAAAGAAAGCGCGCUGGGUACAAGAGCGUUCCCAGUGUCCCUUACACGGACAAACAUUCCAACAUCCAUCGGGUGCCUCCCGAAGCUCUAUUGGGCAAUCUCGGAUCGAAACCUGGAGUACCUGCGGUGUGA